CAAUCUCUUCUCUUUCUCUCUCUCUCUCUCUCUCUCUCUCUCUCUCUCUCGUAUAUUAAUGUGAUUCCUCUUUCUUUGCUCUACGGAUCUCAGCGUCCUUUUCUUCCUCCUUUUUCCUUUAACGCCUCGCCCGCGUUGCUCUCCCUCGCUCGCUUUUUCACGAGCAACACCUGAAUCCGAGGAGUAAAGAGGAGCGAGUAGUGAAAUUCCGAGAAAAAGCUACGGGUUUUGCCGAUUUUCGUGCAGCAUUUUAGGGUUCCCCGGCGCCUUUUACGAGGAGGGUCGGGUUUCGACGUUUCGUUGUGCUUGUUGAGUAUUUGAGGGGGAUUUGUGGUUUUGUUUGGUCGAAGAGGGAGUUGUUUCGUAUAAUGGUUUAUUUGUGUGAGGAUUUCUCCUCAAUUUGAAAAAAAAAUCGGAUUUUUUGGUGGUUUAUGUUGUUUUUCUGAUAUAGUCCCUCGAAUAAACUAGGAAAAAAUGGGCAUUUAGGCACCUGGUGAUCUUUGUUUGAUUAGGGAGGAGAACUGGGAACUAGAUUCUGUUGGGUUUGUUGAUUUGUGCAGGGAUUUCUUUUCAAUUAAAAAAACUGAUCUUUUAGAUUUUCCGAUGAAGUUUCCUCAAAUAAACGAGGAAAAACGGGAUUUUUAACCACUUGAUAAUCCCUGUUUACCUGGUGAGGAGGAUUAGCGAUUAAAUUUUGAUGGGAUUGUUGAUUUCUCCUGCAAAGAUAAUGUAGGAAUAUGUCUUCUGAGAGAUAUAAGGAUUCUAUUGAUGCAAUUAGAAGAAUCAUUCAUGGCAGAUAUUGGAUUGUUGAAACAAGGGUGGAAGUGGUUGCAAUCUCGGAAACAGGCGUGGGUAUGUGCCCAAAUCGCGGCGAGCCGUGAAAGGGACAAGCUUGUGUUCUUGAUCGACCGCCAUUGGCCAAUGGUUCACAGGGGAUUCGUUAGUGUUGGGAGGCUUCUUCUGAUGCUGAUGAUUGAGUGGAGGAAUUGUGCUGUUAGAGGAUUCUGGUCCUUGAUCAGUUCAGGUUCUGCGGCCCUGCUUGUUGUGUUGUGGAGUUGCUUCCUUUGCUGGACUUCGCUUUCGUGCCUCAUAUAUGCGCUUUUUAGUCUGGGAGUUGCAGGUGCCAGUAUUUGUUACUUGGGUUAUAUCACUGGUCUUUUUAUAGUAGGGGUUCUUGGGAUUUUGAUUAUGUGGAUGUUUGGCGGAUUCUGGAUGGCAGGAGUCGUGCUCUUAGGCGGAGGUUAUAUGUUUUCCUUCAAUCAUGCACGGUUCCUGAUACUCAUGUCAGCUGCCUAUGCUGUUUACUGCAUCAGCGCUCGGGUCGGAUGGUUUGGAGUUUUUCUCAUGCUGAAUACCUCUUUCUUUUCAAAUGAUCUCCUAAAUAAGUUGCUUCAAGGGUAUGAUGGCACCGCAAAAGGUUCACGCUCUGAAUGCAAAAAGGCACGUUUUCAAUACGAAAAGGCAUCAGAACCAGUUACGGAAGAAUCUUCGAGUAGUUCUGAGUAUUCGCCUCCAACUAGUGAAUCGGAGAAUGUGGCUGCAUUUAAAUCGUCUUGUACAAUGCCCAUGUCAAACAUAUUUGAUACCACUGAGGAUGUUUCCCCUGGCAAAGUUGGUAAAGAUGACUCAACUGCAUUGGAUGAGAUGAAGAGGAUAAUGGAUGCAUCGAAUCAUUAUGAAAUUCUAGGCUUUCUCCCAAAAGAGUUCAUCGAUCCAAGGAUAUUGAGGAAAGAAUACCACAGAAAGGUUCUUUUUGUGCAUCCCGACAAAAAUAAUGGAAAUCCUUUGGCUUGUGAGUCAUUCAAAAAGCUUCAGUGUGCUUAUGAGAUUCUUUCAGAUGUAACAAAGAAGAAUAGUUACGAUGAACAGUUGAUGAGGGAGGAGGAAUCCAGGAGAGUGUCUCAGAAUUCUCAAGGCACCACUCGACAGGAUGACUUAGAGUUUCUCUCAGAAGAAUCCAGGCAGAUAAAGUGCACAAAAUGUGGCCAUUUUCAUGUAUGGAUAUGCACUACUAGAAUUAAAGCCAGCGCAAGGUGGUGUCAGGAUUGUUUGCAGUACCAUCAAGCCAAGGAUGGAGAUGGAUGGGUAGAAAUUGGGUGUUCGCCACUCUUCUCAACUUCUCAGAAGGUGGACAUACCCCGCGCUUUUGCGUGUGCGGAAAGUAAAAUAUUUGAUGUGUCUGAAUGGGCAAGUUGUCAGGGUAUGGAGUGCAAACCUAAUACUCACCGCCCUACCUUUAUGGUCAACAUGGUUAAUUUGGAUGAGUCAACGCAGAGAUCUAAUGCUUCAGAGUACCCUUGGGGCUUGGAUGCAGAGAUGAUCCCCGAAGAAGAUGACUUUGAUUUGUUUCAGCAGGCAUUGGAGGCCAGCCUUUUCCCCAAGUCGCCAAAGCGUAGGAAAAGCUGGUGCCCUUUUAAGAUACACCACAAAAGUACGAAGAAUUCGAGGAAAUCCCCAUAAUCAAAUUACCGAGACUAUAUUUGCAGGCUUUUUUCGAAUUCGAGGCCUUUGGUGAUCAUUAACAAACAAAUUGGAUUGCACACCUGUAUAUAGAUGGUCCUUGGUAGAGAACAGAAAUUUUUUUCUUUUUUUCUGCUAAUGCGAGUUUACGAACCACAAAAGAAAAAAAAGAAAAAAGGCAUGGUGGGUACGGAAAAGAGCAUGGUAUUACAUACUGAUCUUAAGAUUCCGAGUGUUGUUACAACCCUGGAGCUUAUCCUUUAAAGUUCAUUCGGAGGACAACAAGAGGUUAUGCGAACAUCGACAGGUCUCUCGGAGGAUAUAAGCUUGGUAGCAGUGUCUUUUGCUUACUCAGAUGUUUGAGAGAGAAAAAUAGGGAGAAAAGCGAAAGUAGGAAUCUGAAUAUGACUGUGUAAAUAGAACAAGAGUAAUCUGUUGAACUUGAGUGUGCUGUGUUGUAACACAUUAUGUUGUACACUAGAGAGAUCAGCUGGUAGAGGAAGUAGUUAAUCCAGGCCUAUUAUGCUAAAAUCUUCUUGUAAACUUCUGUAUAGUAUACCGGCGAACCGGAUUCGAUGUUUGAUUUCUUGAUGUUAUCUCAGCAUCUGCUGCGUAA
Molecule: messenger RNA, 3076 nt
Organism: Ananas comosus (pineapple)
Lineage: Eukaryota; Viridiplantae; Streptophyta; Magnoliopsida; Poales; Bromeliaceae
Exons: 9
Coding region: 769-2460 (563 amino acids)
Source: RefSeq, a predicted model, not a curated record